Molecule: messenger RNA, 1799 nt
Organism: Electrophorus electricus (electric eel)
Lineage: Eukaryota; Metazoa; Chordata; Actinopteri; Gymnotiformes; Gymnotidae
Gene: laptm4a
Product: lysosomal protein transmembrane 4 alpha
Cellular component (GO): lysosomal membrane
Source: RefSeq, a predicted model, not a curated record
CUGAAUACGCCCCAUCAAGGCGGUUGGAGGCAUUGGUGCGCGGAGGUUUACAGCUGAGGUUCGGAAAACGGAACCCCUUCGCUAAACAUCCGGAGAUUUUCGAUGUUCUUUCACACUCUGGGAGACGACAUGCAUUUUAAACCGAGUCGCGAGAGACUAUACACAACAAGAUGUUGUGGAUGUUGCCAUGUCAGGACGGGAACAAUCAUUCUUGGUACUUGGUACAUGGUUGUGAACCUCUUAAUGGGAAUAUUGCUAACUGUGGCAGUCACCCAUCCUGAGAAUGUCCCCACUGUUGAUCUACAGUAUGAGGUUAUUGAGCACUACUUCGCGUCGGACCGAAUGUCAGAAAAUGCUUGUGUGGGAUUUGCCAUCUCCCUACUGAUGCUUACCAUCAGUGCCAUGAUGGUGUAUGGGGCCAUUACUCACCGUGAUGGCUGGCUUAUCCCGUUCUUCUGCUACCAGCUGUUUGACUUUGCCCUCAGCUGCUUGGUGGCGAUCAGCUCACUCACAUACCUUCCCAGGAUCAAGGACUAUUUGGAUCAGCUGCCGGAUUUCCCAUACAAAGACAGUCUUCUUUCUCUGGACUCCAGCUGCCUCCUGCUCUUUGUGCUUAUCUUCUUUGCUGUCCUCAUUAUCCUGAAGGCUUACUUGAUCAACUGUGUGUGGAACUGCUACAAGUACAUCAACAAUAGAAACAUGCCAGAGAUUGCUGUUUAUCCUGCUUUUGAGACCCCACCUCAGUAUGUACUCCCCACCUAUGAAAUGGCCAUGACGAUGCCAGCAAAGGAACCCCCACCUCCCUACAUGCCAGCCUGAGGCCUUUCCUUCUCUUCUGAUUAAAGUUACUGCAGAUUCUCUUCUUGGCCUUCUGAUCCCAUCCUUCGCUCUGUUGAAUGGAGGGGUGCUAAGAUCCCCCCACCACCAGUAAAACUCUGCACACUGCGUAGACUCAACCAUAAUUGUCAUUAGCAUGACUUAAUGCCUCUCAUAGCGUGUUGUGACGAAUCAUCACCUACAGAUCUAUUUUUGUAAAGUAACAGAAGUCAGACAAAAUUAAGACAUUGCGGUCGGUUAAGUGGGGAAAUGCUUGUUGCAGAUAGAAGGCCUUUGGUACGUGGUGGUUAUGCCUCAUUGCAAACAGAGUUGCAUAGCAAAUUGUGCUUUUGAUAGCAUUGUAUAGUUUAUUCAUGGUGAAUCAUUCUAAUGAGGAGUUUCUACUAAGAUAGGCAGAUAAUCUGCCAGCAACUAAUGCACAUUACUUUUCAUGCCUGUCCUCUUUUAUCUUUUUCCAUGCUUUUUGUAGUGUCUGAGUUGGAGAAGUGCGAGUAAUUGCUUUAUCAUUUCUAUCCACUAACACUUAGAAGCAUUACUUUAUCUUUCAGCUAAUGUAAAUAUAAUCUGUUUUAGUUUUAACAAUGGUCUUGACAAUCCAAUAUGGGAUUUUAAAAAAACACUUUUCCAUCUGUGCAUUUUGUGCUAAAGUAAGAUUUUAUCAAGGCAUAGAUGAAAGAGGUUGUAGCACUUUAUCUUGUUUUAUAUAUUUAGUAUUAUCAGUUCAUUCACACAUUCAUCAGCCCCUGUGUGCCACCAUUUUAGCAGUGUUUAUUGUGCUUUAUUGUGGUAGAUGGUGGUCAUGCUUUCAUCAUUGCUGACAAGAGAGGAGGUUCUUCUCUCACAGGAGAUGAUGCUUUGGAAUAAACUGCUUUUAUUGCCAACAUCUAUGGAUGCAUGCUACUCUCUUUCUUGUACAUGUUCUGGUGAGCCAGUUUCUUCAGUAAUAAACAUUUUGAAACAUU